Molecule: messenger RNA, 5444 nt
Organism: Cataglyphis hispanica
Lineage: Eukaryota; Metazoa; Arthropoda; Insecta; Hymenoptera; Formicidae
Gene: mew
Product: integrin alpha-PS1
Exons: 18
Coding region: 223-3549 (1108 amino acids)
Biological process (GO): cell adhesion mediated by integrin; cell-cell adhesion; integrin-mediated signaling pathway
Cellular component (GO): integrin complex; external side of plasma membrane
Molecular function (GO): integrin binding
Source: RefSeq, a predicted model, not a curated record
UAUGCUGGACGCGCGUGGGUGGAUAAGGUGGGUAAUGUAAUGUGUUUUCAAAAAUGUAGAAAGAGUCUGUGAAGGGUGUACGAGUGCUGGCCCCGACAGUGUGAUGACAAAGGAAUAGCCGGUGGUGUUUGACAGAAGCGGUGGUUGCGCGGAAGACUCGGGGGAACGGGAUUUGAAAAAUCGCUCCGACAUAGCCGGUGACAAAUAAAAAUAGCAACAAAGAUGAACACAUUGCCGUGGAUCGCUCUGAGUGUGUGCGUCACGUACGCUUUUAAUCUGGAACCACGAAUACCUGUUAUCAAAAGGGGCCUGGAGGGCUCCUAUUUCGGUUACUCGGUGGCCGAACAUAUAGAGGUCGAGAAUCACUCGUUGUCGAGACCAAUAAGCUGGAUGCUGGUUGGUGCACCUUUGGAUCAAAAUCGACAACCAGGAACAAAGAGAUCAGGGGCAUUAUGGCAAUGUCCGAUGUCAACAUACUCCAGAGAUUGUACUCAAGUUAUUACAGAUGGACGUCUGAUGGGCGAUGGUCUAUUAUACAGACCAUAUGAAUACGAAUCGUACGAUUCAAAUUUGGAAUCCGAUGAUUUAAUACCACCAGGAAAUGAUGAAAUAAAAGAUAACCAGUGGUUAGGAGUGACUGUACGUAGUCAGGGAGUAGGGGGUAAAGUUAUGGUAUGCGCACAUCGUCAUAUCGUGAAGACUGCCGAUUCGCAAUGGGGUCAGGGUCAAUGCUACAUAUUAUCUCAAGACUUGAAAUAUGAUGAUUUAAAGAAGCCGUGUUCUGGAAAGCCUACAAACAAAGCCCAUGAGCAAUUUGGUUAUUGUCAAGCCGGAGUCAGCGGUUUAUUAACCACGGAGGAUCGCGUGGUGAUCGGCACCCCGGGACCGCACACUUGGCGAGGGACCCUGUAUCUAUUCACAGUGUCCGAUGAGUUUCUAACUAGGGACAAUACAGUUUACAACGCGCCAAUGCAAGAUUCCUCGCCCGUAAAUAAAUAUAGCUAUCUCGGGAUGUCUGUGGCUGUUGGAAACUUCUUCGGCAAAGGUUUGGCUUACGCGGCGGGCGCUCCUCGAUCUAACGGCACUGGCCAAGUGGUUUUGUUUACUAGACGCGAUUUCAAGCAGGACAUGGAUAUCGCUCUUAUUCUGGACGGCGAGCAAUUUGCAUCAAGCUAUGGAUACGAAAUCACGUCGGCAGAUAUAAAUGGAGACAAAAUAACUGAUUUGAUCGUAGCAGCGCCGUUUUAUUUCAAUAAAGCAGAAGGUGGAGCUGUUUAUAUUUAUACAUCGCUAGAUAUAUGCAAAAAUAUCAAAGAUAACGAGAAAUGUUUGCCUGUCAAACUCGUCGGUCAUGAAGAAUCGAGAUUUGGAUUCGCAUUGACAAAUUUGGGUGAUUUGAAUAAGGAUGGAUACGAGGAUAUUGCAAUUGGCGCUCCAUAUGAAGGGAAGGGCGCAGUCUAUAUCUAUUUGGGUUCCAAGAAUGGUAUAAUUAAAACACCAUCGCAGAUAAUUCAUGCUGAAGAUAUGCCCUCACCAUUGAAAACAUUCGGUUACUCAUUAAGUGGAGGUAUUGAUAUGGAUCAUAAUGGUUAUUCAGAUCUCUUGAUUGGUGCAUAUGAAAACGAUGCAAUCGUACUUCUUCGUUCGAAGAAAAUCAUCGAUAUCUCCACUUAUAUACGUUAUGCGAAAAAGGGUGGAAUAUAUCAGGAUACAAUAGAACCUAUUGAUCCUAAUCGAAUUGGAUGCUUAGCCGACCCAGAGUCAAAUCAUACAUGUUUUACAUUCGAGGCUUGUUGCAAAACGGAAUCGUUAACGAAGGAGGAAUCUAUGCAAAAUCUAAGAUUAAAUUAUUACAUCGAAGCAGAGACCUAUACCGGGACUAAAAAAUUCUCAAGGGUUUGGUUCGGCGCCAGUGGUAAUGCACGUCCUCAUUACAUUAAUCGAACAGUUACCUUAGAUACCACAAAGUUGGUACAUUGUCAGAAGGAAAUUGUCUAUUUGAAGGAGAAUACACGCGACAUCCAGUCGCCUAUUAAAUUCCGUUUGAAUUAUUCAUUGAUACAAGAAGAACCAGUCAUGCCUCCCGAAGGUGCUCCUUUGCCUGAUAUGAAGAAUUAUCCGAUACUCAAUCAGCAAGAAGCCGCGCGUGUAUUCGAGGCCGUUUUUCAGAAAGACUGUGGAAACAAUGAUAUCUGCGAAAGCGAUUUACAAAUGACAGCUAAACUGAAUUUAUCAGCUUCUUCCAUAAAGCCGGAUUUCUACGAGUUACUUUUGGGCGAGAGAGAAGAAAUAGUGGUAGAAGUUAAUGUGGCAAACAUCGGUGAAUCUGCAUACGAGGCUCAACUAUUUAUUGUUCACUCGCAGAGCUUGAAUUACAUUGCCAGCAAGAGCAAUGAUUCUAUAAUUUGCAAUCUGCAUAAUGCUACUCUGGUAUCAUGCUCUAUCGGCAAUCCAUUUAAGAAGGACAAAACGGUGGACAUACAAGUGAGAUUCGAUCCUAAAGGUCUCGAGGAUAACGAAUCACAAUUAGGUUUCACUAUUUUCACAAACUCCACAUCGAAGGAAGUCAAAGAAAAGCGACCUACUGUAUUACAAGCUACAGUGUUAAAACGUGCCGAGCUAUCAAUUAAAGGGAGUGCAAAAACUCAGUGGGCAUUUUAUGGUGGUCCAGUAGUCGGUGAAUCCGCGAUAAAACAUUUGAAUGAAAUAGGACCGAAAGUGUCACACAUUUACGAAGUAUUCAAUGAAGGUCCAUGGAAAGUUAGUACUGUGGAGGUGCGCAUUUCUUGGCCUUAUGAAGUCGCGAACGACAAAGCGCAUGGCAAAUGGUUGUUAUACAUGGAAGAGAUGCCAACUAUUCAAGCUUUAGCAGAUGGUGAAUGUACACUGCCACCAGGUCAUGUGGUUAAUCCUUUAAAAUUGCAAGAUAGUAUUAAUUUUGAUGAUACCGAUAGCAUUUUGCAAUCUUCAACUCGACCGACAAUCUUGUACAAUCACACUAAUCAUGUAAGAACAACACGAGACACGGAGAAAGUUGUCAAUACGCGAACGAUUAUCGACAAAGAUGGACAUCGACAUCGUGUGGUUUCAAUGAAUUGUAAAGCUGGUACAGCCAAGUGUUUUGACAUUAUAUGUUACAUAUAUAAUUUGCAAAGGAAACAGGAAGCCAUCAUAACUGUUAAAGCAAGACUUUGGAAUUCUACUUUGGUCGAGGAUUAUCCGAAAGUAGAUAUGGUCAAAAUAGGUUCUAAUGCUAGAAUAAUAAUACCUCCGAAUGUUGUGAUACAGCAAGAAAACUUGAAAGAUGAUCAUGCAAUUGCUGAGACAAUCGCUUAUCCAGAUCUGCUGGAUCAGCAAGAAGCUGAACCUGUGCCAGUAUGGAUAUAUAUAGUGGCUGCAGUGGCGGGUAUGUUACUGUUCAUUUUACUUACAUUAAUAUUGAGAAAACUCGGCUUCUUCAAAAGACGGCGACCGGAUCCGACUUUGUCCGGAAAUCUCGAAAAGCACAGGGAUGACAAUCCCGAAAACGAAGCGUUAUUCAAGCAUUAAGACUUACAAAUAAUCGAGGUACGUAAAGUAUUCGUGCAACGAAUUGUCAUAAUUACUUAAAACAAGUACUUAUGCUGAAGAAGAAGACGAAAGUAUAUGCGUUUUGUGCACGCAAUUUGUUUCCGAUUUUAUACUGCCUGAAUUACGGGACGCAUAUUUUAUAUAUACGUGCAGCUAGGUAUGCGAAAAUUGAUAAAAAAUAGAUUGUGAUAUUGUUAUAUUAAAUAUAUUUUAUGCGCGUGACAAUUUUUCUCAAAGACGUUUGGAUAAUUAUAUGUAUGUAUACACAGAGCAUUAUAAAUGUCUUAACAUUUAAGUAGAUACUUUCUUUACAGAAAAGAACACAUUAUGUAUUUAGAUAGAUCAUAAUCAUAAAUUUAAAGAAAAAAACAAAAAGCCAAAUAAGUAAAAAUUAGCAUUUAAUUGUGUAAUAUUUAAAUAUGAAACUAAAUGUCGAAUAAAAGUAUUAUUUUGUUUUGAAUAAAUUAGGAAAACGACAAUUUUUAAAUAUUAUGUCAUGUAUUAGCUUUAAAAGUUACAGAAAAAGGACAAAAUUGUCUUAAACAGACAUGAUUGGAUCAAAAAGUGCCUAUUCAGUGACUGUUAAAGCAUUUGUAAUGUCUAAUAGUGUAUAAUAUAAAAAAAAAGAAAUAGCUGAUUAUCGAACAAGGAUUAGCAGUUAUUAGUUUCUCAUACAUAUUUUACUCGUGCCAUUACAUAUGAGCAUUGACAUAAUGGAGAUGAAUCAUAUUCAUAUAAUAGAAAUCAUUUUUUACUGUUACAUUAUUUUAAAAUAGAAAAGAUGAAUAAGAAAAAACAAAAAAGAAAGGAAUAUAUAAUCUUAAAAUGAGGGAGAUUAAUAUACAACACAGUAUAUACAAAAAUAGUUUUCUAUUUAUAUUAUUUUUAAAGAAUAAUAUUUUGCAAUACAAGAAAUCCAUAAAUUAUUGAAACCACAAUAUGUAAAACAUAAUUCAUAUGUUCCAAUCCAAUAUGUUAAUAUAAAUGGCAUUAAUAUUCUAUCAUUUUGUAAUAGAAUUAUUUUUCAUUAUUUUUUUAUAAUUUCUAUUUUAAAAAAUAUCCAUCCCAUAAAUAAGGUUUAUGCAUUAUGUAAUUGAUAUCCAAUACAACUUAAGUUUUAUGACACAUUUCACCACAAAAGAUGUGCAAAGAUAUAUUUAAAGAAAAUAGGAGCAAUUAUUAAACAUUAUUAAAAAUAUAUAAAAAAGCUUGCUCCUAGAGCUAUAUGGAAAUUUAAAUUACACACACACACACACACAUAUAUAUAUAAUUAAUAUUUAUAACAAAAAUUGACCUAGCUGUAUUUUCGGCUGGAUAAAAAAUAUUUAUAAACAUUUGUUGCUUACAUAUGAUGUAAUCAUAUGAAUUAUUUUCAGUUGUAACAUAAACGUGUUACCAUAUAUAUUUUUUUUUAAAUUAAUAUUUUUAUUUGUUAUAAUAUCUGGAAAAAAACCAUUCUCUGCAUAUAAUAUAAAAAUUUCGAUAUUAUAACAUGUUAAAGUGAGAAAGAGAGAAAAAUUGUAAACAAAUAAUGUGGAUUGUAUAAUGGAUUGUAUAAUCUGCAAAUUUUUUUCAAAGAUUGAUGAUGUUAUGAUCUUUCUGCCAAUAUUUGUUACUGCCCUAUAAGAGAAGGAAACAUUUUUAUAUAUAUAUAUAUAUAUAUAUAUAUAUAUAUAUAUAUAUAUAUAUAUAUUUAAUUAUAAUAUUAAAAUUUUUAUAUUGCAGUAAUAUUCUUAUUAUUUGUAGAAUUUUUGUAGUAAUAUUAAGAUCAAGAUAAAUUUUAUAUUUAUCAUUUUAGCGAAUAUGGAAUCAACAUAUCUAAAUGCGCAUUUUAUUAUUACAAUUAUGAAAUAAAAUUUUAUUAUAUUCUUUAA